GCCAAGCGGAUAAAAAAAAAACACAGAAACGGGCGAUAGCAACGCUAAAAGCCAAACAAAUCGUGGGAAACUGAAAACAGUUGAAUGAAAAGCACUCGAGUAUACAACAACAACAACAACAACAGCUAAUGUGCAAUACUAAUUACGGGCGACAAAUUCUUCCCAGCAAUACAUUCUAGUUAAACGCCUAAGAGUAGUUCGUGUGCGUAUCUGCAUCCUUGUGUGUGUGUGUGCCUCUGAGUGUGUGUUCGCUGCCAGGCCAUUGCCAUAUGUGUGCCACUGCCUGAGCAUUGCAACAGCUACAGCCUUAAAGUCAAUCCCCGUGUUUAGCCAGCAGAGACGGCAGCAUGGCCGAAAUAGUCGAGCUGAAUGUUGGCGGCGUCCAUUAUACGACCACGCUAUCAACGCUCUUGCAGGACAAGUCAACGCUGCUGCAUGAGCUGUUUGCCGCCGGCGCGCGCGACUCGCUAGCCAAGGACAGCAAGGGACGCUACUUCCUUGAUCGCGAUGGUGUGCUCUUCCGCUACAUUUUGGACUUUUUGCGCGACAAGGCGCUCAACUUGCCGGAGGGCUUUCGUGAGAAGCAGCGACUGCAGCGGGAGGCGGAGCAUUUCAAGCUGACGGCCAUGUUGGAAUUCAUUCGCAACGAUCGGGAUGCACGGCCGCCGGGCUGCAUCACCAUUGGCUAUCGCGGCAGCUUCCAGUUCGGCAAGGAUGGACUGGCCGAUGUGAAGUUUCGAAAGCUGUCUCGCAUCCUGGUCUGCGGACGCGUGGCGCAGUGCCGCGAAGUCUUUGGCGACACGCUGAACGAGUCGCGUGAUCCGGAUCAUGGUGGUCCGGAUCGCUAUACGUCUCGCUUCUUUCUCAAGCACUGCUUCAUAGAGCAGGCCUUCGAUAAUCUGCACGAGCACGGAUAUCGCAUGGCGGGCAGCUGCGGCUCUGGAACGGCAGGCUCGGCAGCAGAGCCCAAGCCUGGCGUCGAUAUAGAGGAGAAUCGCUGGAAUCACUACAAUGAGUUUGUCUUCAUCAGGGACUAAGCUCUGAACUGGAAGGAUGUUAGUGAAGUAGCAAAGCGACACGUUAAAGUUUUCGUUUGUAUGUUUGCCGUUAAGUUUGUGAACAGCUUUAACCUUAUUUCUCCCACCCCCCGAUUGUACACCAACACCUACAAGUACAAUGAGUGUGCGAGUGUGUGUAACAAAUACUUGUUAUGCUCCGAGGUACAGAACAAGGGGCCCGCAGAGCCUGUGAGGCGAGCAGUCGCAGCUGGCACAUCCUGUCGAUGGCUUGGUUCGACCUUCGUCUUCGACUUAUGCCAAGAUUUUCCACUAAUACUCACAGACACCCACACACACACACUAACAAAUACAGCCACAGCCUCAGCCACACAUACAGCCAGUUGAACGUGGAAAUGUCAUUCAUCUUGCCGUCGAAAACGCUGCGCCUGCCAAUUUUUCGGGCGCACCAACUUGUAGCUAUAUUAUACUAUAUACACACACUGGUAUUCAGGAUAUUGACUUUUAAUGAGAUAUUUAUUAUGUAUGUACGCAGAAGAGGCAUGGCCGUGUGUGCGUGUGUGUGCGAAUGUUUCUGUAAUGGACAGCACUUGCAAAUUUGUCUUGUAGGCAGAUUCAGAUUCAAAUGCUGUCCAUGGAUCACAUCAAAGCAAACAAAGCAGGCCUCUAAGCCUCACGCUCGCAUGCACGUCGCAUUAAUUUCCCAUGAUUAAUGCAGGAAAAUUGAAAAAGUGUCAGUUAAGUUCUGCUUCUCUCUCCAAAUACAAUUUGUGGGAAAUACUCUUAAUGGCACAACUAAGGCAGGAGAUUGCAGAAUCUCGAACAGUGUGGGAAGAAAGAUUAGUUUGAAGAAUCCUGAUCGCAAUGUGUACACUCAAUUCGGUUCCAACCUAAUCCUAUCACCUCCAGUGUAGUAGAGUCCUUCUAAUUUAUAUACAAUCUAAACUUUCUUGUUACUUGACCUCUGACGACCAAUUGAUUUAAUGUUUCAUUGCAAAGCCACUCCAAGUCUUUUCAGUGUUACACACCCACCUUUCUAUUACAAUGGGAACAUGUAUACAAUUAAGCCUAAUUGAAUAAUUAUAUUUCAAACCUAAGAGCCGUAUCUGAAUAACUGAACGACCUUAUAGUUUGUGCAAUCAGUGGCGCACAAUUGUAAAACACUUCUAGCAUAUUUCAAAUACCUCAUUUAUUUCGAACAACUCUUUCUCCUUGGCAGCAAAUUAUGUACAUUUGAAAUUUGAAUUCAAUUUCGUAGACUGCAUAUUUUUGCCAUUUAAUUGCAAGACAAGCCACGAGCUGCCAUCAAUUUGGGAACGAAUUGCAGCCAUAAAGAAGGAAUACGUAAUGGAAUUGUUAAAAGCACUUUGAUGGCCAAAUACAAAGGCAUCAAUUUUUGUUGAUGAAUGACGAGCGAAUUUACGAGCAGCCAACGUUGGUUCCUUGGCCCCUUCUAUGCAAAGUGCUGGCAAUCGCAUUCCCUUACAUACUUAUAUAAGAGGAAAUCUGUGCAGUGUCCCUCAAAUGUAUCUACAAUAAACAAAGUGAAAUGAAUGACGGUGUAAAACUGUAGAUUUUAUUAGCAGGAAAUUCCAAAUCGAAGUUGAAAUAAAACAGAGCAAGCAGAAUGAAAAUAAACCGCAGAGUACGAAAUAUUUAAGGCAAUUUAUAAUAUGCAGAGUGAAUACCAUGAGUAUUGGAAGAAAUACACUUCUAUAGCGAUAGCGAAUCAAUCACACUCCAGAACUUACUAAAACAAACUAUUCGAAUACGGGUUACUUUUUGUGCAAAUAUAAACAAGAUCUACAUACAUAUAUAGUAUACCUACAAACGAUAUUAACUAAAUGCUAAUCUUUUGUGCUUUGUAGAGCAUUUAAGAAAUCCAAAUUAUUUGCAACUACAACUGCAACAACAACACAAUGCAAAUAAUAUACAUAUUUAUGAACUUCCAAAGAUAAUUGUAAUAUUUUAUUAAAGAGAAAACAAUGCAGUCUAGCAAAUACUAUAGAGAAGAUUUUGUCUACUAGUAGCCAAAGAAACCACACACUCGAUAAAAUACGCAAAAACCAAGGGGAUUUAAUAUCAUUCCCAUAGAAAACUAAAUAAGUAAAUAAAACUAGAAAGAUGCCAUAGGGUAUACUAAAAACAAAAACAGAGACAAACAGCAAAAUAAAAGCAUAAAGAGGCAGCGAGCAGCUAGCAACAUCUGGCGCAUAAAUAAUCCAAAGGCGCUGUCAAAAAUGUUGGCCAAAAUGCAGCCAAUAAAAAGCUAACAUAAAGAAUUUAGUUUACACACAUAUACCAUAUACAUACUUCUAUACACACACACACACACACGCACACCACACACACCCAGCACGCACCCACCCACAAUCAAUAUUAACAACAUAUUUAUUAUCGAAAUCGAACAAAAGCGCAGAGGGUAGCAAACUGUCAUAUGCCGGCCCAUAAAUGUAUAUGAUGCUGUCAAUAUCGUCUCUGUGGGCGUGCGGGUAUGUAUGUAUGGUGUGUGCGUGUGUGUGUGCGCCAGUAAGUAUUUAAGUGAAAAGUUUUUCCAUUAUAAAAAACCACAAAAUUUGGUGAAUUUUACGUGCGACAUAUAACCAACACUUUUGCUCGACAUCUAUUGAUAUCUAAACAGCUAAUCGAGUAUGGAGUAGAAUGCGUGUUCGUGUGCGUGCGUGUUUAAGAAAAGCAGUUACUUAGCAUUUUUGAAACUUCCAACUUCCAACUUGGUUCUAGUAGCACGUGUCUCGAACCUCAGGAUCAUUAUUUCGAUCCAAAUAAAGUUAUCUUUUGAAAUUGUUUACUAUGUCAAGUUUUCUGGUUGUUGUUUCAUUUCGAUUAAUUGGUAGAUCCUGCAGCAACCAUUUGGCAUCAGUUCUCCUCAAGUUUGUGGUCCCUGGUGGACAGCUAAGUCAUUCAUUUAAAUUCACAUUAAAGUAGAAUGAAAUAUUAUAGCUGGUUCUAUAAGGUCUCUACAAUCCUUUUAGGAUAAUAUUCCACUGUGUAUCCCACUUGUUAUUUCAAUGUGGCUCACAACUCAAGUCAUCUUCAACGCACAGCCACACAAACACACAUUAUAUUCCAGACUCUCCUUCCAACAUUUAGCUAGUCUUUGUUGCAUGAACGACAACAGUGCACGGCAAAGACUAUGAGCCCCCACAAAUGGUGUCGAGCAACCGCAGUUGGUCACAUGUCCCACGUGGGAGGCAACAAGUUAAUACUCAUAUACAUAUUUAUAUUUUUGACUUAUAAGCGUAUGCCAAAGAGAUGACACGAUAAACUUCCAUCGUACGGAAUUAUUCAUAAAAUGAUUUAAUCUACAAGAAAAAAGAUAAACAUACCAAAAAAUUUGCUGAACUUUUUAACAGAAACAUUUUCAUUUUGAUUUAAGUCUUUAAAUAAAUCAAUUCUUUUUGAAAAAAUCAACAACAACAAUGAAUUCAAAUGCUGUGAAACAAUAAUGCUUGGGCGCUUUAAUGGCAACUCAUUAAAAAAGAUAUUUGCAAUAAAAACUCAUUAAAAAUGUUUUUCCUCGCUGACAUAUCUCGUAUCGCAUUUCCACACACGCGGCGUUCGCACGGUCAUUAGUUUAUUGUUGUUGUUGUUGUUUUUGUAUAACCAAUGAAUUUUCCAGAAGUAAACAUAUAGCAAGCAGUUGUGUGGCGCUUUCGGAAAACUCAGAGAGGAAGUCUCUUAUUUGUUGAUAAACACAUUACACGAAGACGAAAUAACAUAUGUAUAAAUAAAUUGUUGAACUAAAAUAAAAAUGAAAAUGAAAAUCGCAGCGCACUGCGUCUUUACUAAAAGAGAAAUAAAAUUGGGAAAAAUGCAUGGUUCCAUUGAUGAAAAACUAUAAAGCUCCAUUAUAGAAAAUUAUUGAAAACAUAGCGAAAAUGCGCAUAUAUAUAAAUAUAUAUUUAAAUAAAUUGUCGAUAUUGAAGUAUCUAUAAAUGUUUAGAAUUAAUUGAGUCAAAUGAAUAUAAAUUCGGCGAGGAACACUAAAACGUAUUAUUAAUUAAAUUAAAAUAACUUAACCUAAUCUAAAUUGAAGCAAGCGAAAGCCAAGAGCCUAUCAGAGAGCGAAAAAUGAAAGAAAUACUAUAUAUGUAAAGAUAUACUUGAAAUAAUAAAAAACAGAGAAAAACCACGA
Molecule: messenger RNA, 5172 nt
Organism: Scaptodrosophila lebanonensis
Lineage: Eukaryota; Metazoa; Arthropoda; Insecta; Diptera; Drosophilidae
Gene: Ktl
Product: BTB/POZ domain-containing protein KCTD12
Exons: 1
Coding region: 348-1037 (229 amino acids)
Biological process (GO): protein homooligomerization
Source: RefSeq, a predicted model, not a curated record